AUGUACAUCAGUUCAUCCAUCCAACAACCCUGUGCUGCUCCUUCUAGAAGGCGGCUGAUUAUUCUCUCUACUCUCGCUGCCUUUAUAUUUGCCCCUACUCUUCCAUAUGCCUUUGCAGAUUCAGAUGCUGAUCGUAUCUACACCGAUGAUGUAAAUAAGUUCGAGAUAGCCAUUCCUCAAGAAUGGUUAGUCGAAACUGGAGAGCAAGGAUUUAAAUCAGUCACCGCUUUCUACCCACAAGGGGAUUCGAGUUCCAAUGUCAGCAUAGUGAUCCCGGGGCUGGGUCCGGACUUUACUAGGAUGGAAUCAUUUGGCAAAGUGGAUGAAUUUGCUGAGACUCUGGUCAGUUGGCAAGACAGAAGCUGGCGGAGACCUCCAGAUGUGGUGGCUCAGCUCAUAGAUUGUAAAUCUGCUAAUGGUAUCUAUUGCAUAAAUUAUUCCCCUCAAAAUCCUGGCGAGGCUCGCAGACAUCUUUACUCGGCUAUUGGCAUGGCAUCAAAUGGUUGGUAUAACCGACUUUAUACGGUCACAGAACAGUAUGUGGAAGACGCCGCCAACAAAUACCGCUCCCAAAUUCAAAAGGCGGUCGCGUCAUUUAGGUUUAUGUGAAUUGGUAGUUACCAUAGGAAAUGCUGCAUCUAUUGCUAUCAAAUGUCAUCUUCUUCAUCCCCAUCACUUGUUAAUUGAUUCUAUUUUCAAUUUUUUGGGAAUGGAGAAAUUGAAAACUGUAUCAGCUGCAGCAGAUAAUAAGAAGAGCC
This is a messenger RNA of Prosopis cineraria, 758 nucleotides long. Its product is annotated as psbP domain-containing protein 3, chloroplastic-like. Gene Ontology annotation, molecular function: calcium ion binding. Gene Ontology annotation, cellular component: photosystem II oxygen evolving complex; extrinsic component of membrane; photosystem II. The record is from RefSeq and is a predicted model, not a curated record. NCBI's taxonomy places the organism in Eukaryota, Viridiplantae, Streptophyta, Magnoliopsida, Fabales, Fabaceae. Gene Ontology annotation, biological process: photosynthesis.